AUGCUUUCCACUCGACCUAUAUCGCGCAACGCUGAAAACAACACAAAUCGCCAUGCUUUUAAGACGCCUUCGCGAGGAUUGGCUGAAAACAGACUCGGUACUCUGAAGGGAAAAGGAAAAGCAGGUGUUGGACAGCAGACUCCGUUUCAGACUAAGACUCCAUUUCAAACAGACACCCAGUUGAAAGGAGGUGUUCGUAUACCAGCCCGCCCUUUUCUAGACAAAACGCCUUUUCCGAAUCGGAUCGUCAACCUGAGUAAUGCCAAUAACAUCCAUGCACAAACGCCCUACCUCCAUCCUGCUUCCGCCUCUGGUACACCCGAUUCUGCUUUACGUCCCAGUUCAACACGAAAACACAUCCGUGUCCCGAGGAAUUCACAAAAAUUCGAGACCCCUUUGAAUACGCGGAAUCACUGGGAUGUGGAUUUGAAUGAUGACAGUGCGGAUGAUAUUGCGGUAGGGUUGCCAGAGUCUGCCCUACCUGAGGAGGAGGAUUUUGACGAGAUUGAGUACAUGGCUCCUAAUACUCUUGGU
This is a messenger RNA of Lentinula edodes (shiitake mushroom), 534 nucleotides long. RefSeq lists its product as uncharacterized. NCBI's taxonomy places the organism in Eukaryota, Fungi, Basidiomycota, Agaricomycetes, Agaricales, Omphalotaceae. The annotation marks the transcript as partial. The record is from RefSeq and is a predicted model, not a curated record. The transcript is spliced from 2 exons.